AAAUCUUACCCUCCUUCCAUUCCCUUUGAUUUUGCCUUUCUCCUCACAAAGGGCCCAAACAAGUGUUAUGAUUAUGAGUUUGUACUUCUUGAACGUUAAACCAAUAGGCAAUAGCCGGUAGUGACAAGAAAAACGGUGUCGUUCUGGGCUGGCGCGCUCGUGCCGACGAGAAAGAGAGACCAGAUUACCCCGACCAAGAGAACAGAAUGGCAACAGUGAACGAGAUGGCGAAUUCGGAUCAGUCCCCAAACACCGACGCAGACAAUGAACUCCAAAACCCUAAUUCUUCUGAUGCAUUCAACCCCAGCGUCCCCGGUCCUCCCAUCGUUUGCCUUUUCAGGUUCGCCGGCGACUCCGCCGCUGGUGCUUUUAUGGGCUCCAUCUUCGGCUACGGUUCCGGAUUAGUCAAGAAGAAAGGCUUCAAAGGAUCCUUUGCGGAGGCAGGAUCUUCUGCCAAGACAUUUGCAGUCCUGUCUGGAGUGCACAGUUUGGUCGUGUGCUUGUUGAAGAGGCUGCGAGGAAAAGAUGAUGUCAUUAAUGCAGGAGUAGCUGGAUGUUGCACUGGCCUUGCCUUGAGUUUCCCAGGUGCACCCCAGGCUCUUCUACAGAGUUGUCUCACCUUUGGGGCAUUCUCAUUUAUUAUUGAAGGGCUCAACAAGCAGCAGCCAGCGCUGGCGCUUUCACUUUCCAUAAGAAACAAGAGCAUGCAAACAAGUGUACUUCCUCCCUUAGCUUUUCCCCUUCCAAAUGAACUAAAGGAGGCUUUCUCCACCUACUGCGAGUCCUUGAGGAAACCCAAGAAGUCCAAAUCUCCUGCAGCUUACUGAUGAACAAUGGGUGCACCAGACCCAUGGGUCAUAUUGCACUUGUAAAAAUGUUUGAUUCUGAAACUUGAUGCAAGUUUUAAAAUUUCAUGAAAUUUCAUGGAUGUGACAUUAUUUCUUUA
Molecule: messenger RNA, 946 nt
Organism: Malania oleifera
Lineage: Eukaryota; Viridiplantae; Streptophyta; Magnoliopsida; Santalales; Ximeniaceae
Product: mitochondrial import inner membrane translocase subunit TIM22-3-like
Exons: 5
Coding region: 207-827 (206 amino acids)
Biological process (GO): protein insertion into mitochondrial inner membrane; protein targeting to chloroplast
Cellular component (GO): chloroplast envelope; TIM22 mitochondrial import inner membrane insertion complex
Molecular function (GO): transmembrane protein transporter activity
Source: RefSeq, a predicted model, not a curated record